Molecule: messenger RNA, 1562 nt
Organism: Anopheles funestus (African malaria mosquito)
Lineage: Eukaryota; Metazoa; Arthropoda; Insecta; Diptera; Culicidae
Product: DET1- and DDB1-associated protein 1
Exons: 4
Coding region: 355-651 (98 amino acids)
Biological process (GO): positive regulation of proteasomal ubiquitin-dependent protein catabolic process
Cellular component (GO): Cul4-RING E3 ubiquitin ligase complex
Source: RefSeq, a predicted model, not a curated record
UUUCUUUCGUUUGACAGCCACCCUAGCUCACGUCGUAAAAUCAACAAACAGUGUGCUUUUUACUAGAAUUUAUGCCCGUGGGCAUUCACUUUCUGGGUUGGAAUUGUGAUUUUUCGAAAGUAUACACCACACCCCACCAGAAUAUUGAACACGGCAUCGCACGGUUGAACGAACAACGUAAGCAGUACAGAACUCUUUGUUGAAUCCAUCCAUCCGAGAGUAGCAGCAGCAGCAGCAGCAGCAACAGUGGCGCUGACGGUGGUUGCUGCGGUGCAGCCGAUAACAACGGUGCUGACUGCCGAAGAACAGGAACAAACACGCGCCCCUACGCCAGGGCGCUUGCGGCAGCGAAACAUGUCGAUUACCGAGUUUUUAAAAGAUCUGCCGUGCCACAAUGAGGAAAACUUUUCACUCUUCAAUACGGAAAACGGUGUGAAAACAUCCUCGAAAAGGCCUUCCGUAUACAUCCCCACGGUAGAUAUUCCUUCAGAGCAAGUAAUAGUCACCGACAAGAAGAACAUUUUGCUGCGUUACCUGCAUCAGCAAUGGGAUAAAAAGAACCCGCCCAAAAAGCGUGAGCUUGAUAAUGCCUCGAACGAUCUGCUACGUAAAAGACCCCGCCUCGAAACACGCGACAAUAACAACACGUAGACGAAGAUGGAAUGCUGCGGAAGCACACUAAAUUAGCGUACUAAAGGAAUUUAAUGAUAAGCGCAGGAAAGUCAGGACGGAAAGUGUACGGUUUGUGAGGAUUAUUUUGGAAGAUCAAGGCGUGAAAGCUUACGUGUAAUGUCAGGAUAGAAUAUCUCUCUCACUGUUGGAGCAAGAAAGGGUAGCAUUGUUUAACGAGCCAAGGUAAGAGGGUACCAUCUCAUCAAUACAGUCUCGAUACUGGUGUUAAUUUUCUAACCUGAAACAACACUCCGGUGAAAGGAAUGUAGUUAUAGUAAUCGUAUUUUUCAGUGCUCUCAAUAGAUGAAGCAUUUUAAGAUUUGUGAAAUCGUGUUCUUUGUGGCAGAAUGUCUCUAACAAGUUUGUGUGUAACUUCAUGUAUGAACUUCAGCUACACUAAAUUUAAGCCACAAACCAGGCAAAGCCAGUCUAGGCCAACCAUGAGAAGUAUGUUUUCUAAAGUGUAUUACAAAUGUGUAAUUCCCCAUUUUCGAGGAGUAACUGAGCGGUAGAAUAUCAACCAAUCAAGAAACCCACCAUCCGCUCUUCAUGCGAAUUAUCCUUUUCACAGUAUAAUACCAUUGAGCUCUUUGCGUGAACAUUAUACGUUCCCAACACAGGACAUCUAUAUCUAUGUAGCUUACUAAACGUUUAGCAGUAGAUCCUCCAUGCAUACAAUUUAUGUUGCAUUACAGUGAAAGCAUAGUAGAAACGAUCCACCUUUUUGGCAAUGCCGAUUAUCUAAAUUAUCUUCAAAUAGGGAAAGGAAAUAGUUACUGAAAUGUGGUACGAGUAAAGUGUAAUGAAAACUUCCAAAAGGCAAGUGUCACAAAACCUUCUUCUAAAGCUACUCAUAAAAAAGCAUUGAGAAUACCCCAUACGGAAACAAA